UCUCCUCUUGGCUGUGAGUUCUCCUAUGUCCAGCUUCCGGGUUCAGUCGUGUUCCGGUUGUUGGAAGCAGCCCGGUGUGUGUCAGGGCAGAAUCACAUUGAGAACUCUUCUAAAGCCAGAGCCUACACCUGCUUCUAGGCCAACUGCGAGACUCAGAGGCCGACCCGGGAGAGUUGCUAUACACCUGGCUGCCAGAUGGGAGAACUGAUUCUGUGAAGCCUGAGGUGUCGGACUCUGGAUGGAACCCAUACUCUCAGCCACAAUGCAGUGUCACUUCAGUUAAGAACAUUGUGGCCCCGGAGGCUGUGUAGCCCACAACCUGACAGAACCAUCGGCUGACUUCUCUUAUUCUUGGCCAGUCUAUCAGCAGAGGCAGUACUCAUGGCUGGUCCUCUGUGGAGGGCUGCAGCCUUUAUACAGAGACACAGAACAAGCCUAUUGGUGGGCUCCUGUGCAGGCCUGUUUGGGGUUCAAAUCUCAUUUCACCUCUUCCCAGAUCCCAUAGUCCAGUGGCUCUACCAGUACUGGCCUCAGGGUCAGCCAGCUCCUCUUUCCCCUCAUCUGUGGAGCCUCUUCCAAGAGGUGCUAAAGGACAUAGGUAUCCCUUCGGGUCACUGCUACAAGCCUUUUACCGCCUUCACUUUUCAGCCUGUGAGUGCUGGCUUCCCACGGUUGCCUGCUGGAGCUGUGGUGGGAAUCCCUGCCAUCUUCCUGGGUGGCCCUGUGACCAACAUUGAACACUCUGUGAUCAUACAUGGACAAAGAGUGGAUUGGCAAAGCCCAGCAGGCACCAGGCUGAGAGAUGCCCUGACCCUGUCUCAUAAUGCCCAGAAGUUUGCCUUGGCCAAGGAGGUGGUAUACCUGGAGAGUGGUGUGGCUGCCCUACAGACCCUGCCAGCCCCAGCUUGCCUAGCAGGAACAUGGGCAAUAAGUGUGGGUGCCAAGCAUGCCCUGGGGCUCUACGGAGGUCCCAUGAGCUUGCGAACUGCCUUCAACUUGGUGGCAAUAGUGGUAGGCUAUGUAGCCUAUACCUUUUCCAAAGACUCCCUCACUCUUGCCCUGGAAGGCUGGCUGGACCGCCGCACGGCCUCUCUGUCUGCAGCCUAUGUCCAGGGUGGAGUGGAAUUCUAUGAGAAGAUUCUGUCAGGAAACUUAGCCCUACGCAGUCUUUUGGGCAGACAAGGAGAAAAGCUGUACACACCAAGUGGAAACAUUGUCCCCAGACACUGGUUUCGCAUCAACCAUUUGCCCUACACCACCCGCCGGGACUCUCUACAACAGAUGUGGAGGGCGACAGUCAGCCCAGGCCGCUUCUGAGAAUCCAGGCAACAGGGCAGUCCUGGCUCGCAUAGGCACUGCCUCGUGAUGAACUUGAGAUGAAUCUCUUAGUGUGGUUGCACCCACAGCCCAGGGUCAGAAGAGUGACUGUCUUUGGAGUUAAACAACUCAACUCUGUCCUCGCCAUGAAUAGACUUUGGCUGAGCAUGAGUCCCUAUAUGAAUCUUGAGUCUUGUUUACCUCAACUAUGAAGUGGGGAGGACUGAUUGUAGGGUGGUAUGAGAUUGUGAGCCCAAGGGCCUGGUAGAAAGCAGCAUAAAUAAACAGGGCUUUCUUCCCUA
Messenger RNA from Mus caroli (Ryukyu mouse), 1619 nucleotides. It is a transcript of the gene Tmem177, whose product is annotated as transmembrane protein 177. NCBI's taxonomy places the organism in Eukaryota, Metazoa, Chordata, Mammalia, Rodentia, Muridae. Gene Ontology annotation, cellular component: membrane. The record is from RefSeq and is a predicted model, not a curated record.